CCCUCUCUUUCCCACUCUUCUCCAUAUCUCUCUCCUUCUUGUCCCCCUCCCCCCCUCUCUUGUAACACGCCGACGUUAGGUUAGUCUGCAAGACAACCAUGGCCCACUACCCAUGGCCAUGACCCAACAGCAAGCAAGCAUGCCUCUCAAGCCUCCUCUCAACAUGAUCCCUUGAACACCUCUUCAGAAGCGCGGCCCCCGCCUUCGAGAUGCAACACGGGUGCCGGGUGGUGCCAUAGCCUGCGCCCUGUGGGCGCAGUCGGUCCACCUGUGCUGAGAUCAUACCGUUGAGCGGACCAGGAUAAUGCCUGCGUCGCUAGUUGCCUCUCACUUGUUGUCGCGCUCACCCCAGCCCAGCAUGCAACAAGACUGGCACACCAUCCCGAAUGCGCGCGAUUCGACGCCGUGGCACCGUGACAAGGGUCGCCUCAAGCUCAACUUCUUCAUCAGCAUCAUCUAUGUCGGCAUGGUGCUGAACGGCUAUGAUGGCAUGCUCAUCUCUGGCCUCCAAGCUUUCGACAGCUGGCACAACGACAUUGGUCUCACCGAGGACAACCCCAACUACGCUGCUCUUCUUGGUCUUCUUAACGCUGCUGGCCCGCUUUCGGCAUUCGCCAUCGGCCCUGUGAUUACAUACAUCGACCAGAAUUGGGGCCGCCGCUGGGGUCUACGCUGUGAGCUAGUCUACGGCUACACCAUCCUUUUCGGCACGGUCUUGUCGUGCGUUGCGGGUAUCCCGAGUCUCGCAGGCAACAAGGGCUACACCGUUUUCAUCAUUGGGCGCUUUGUCAUGGGUUUCGGCCUCGGGUCGUUCCUCAUCACCUCGCUCAUUCUUGUGCAAGAAAUUACGCACCCGCGCACGCGCAGCCUGAUUGCGGGGGCGUGGAACUCGUUCUGGAUUCUUGGCAGUGUCAUCAUCGCGUGGGUCAACUUUGGCACGUCGCACAUGACGUCUUCGUGGGGCUGGCGCAUCCCGUACCUCCUCCAAAUCCCGAUGGCCUUUUACAUCCUCAUCGCGGUCCAAUUUGUUCCCGAGACGCCCCGUUUCCUCAUCGGCAAGGGCCGCGACGACGCUGCGUUCGACUUCCUCGUCGAGUACCACGGCAACGGUGACCGCGAGGACCCCCUCGUCCUCUUCGAGUAUGACGAGAUGCGCGCCGCGAUCGAGAAGGAGAGACUCGCCAAGGCGGAGAAGUGGAGUGUCAUCCUCCGCGGCCGCUCCAACCGCCACCGUCUCGGCCUCGCUGCUCUCAUGACGUUCCUCACCCAGAUGAGCGGCGCCUCGAUCAUCUACUACUACUACACGAUCGUCUUUGAGCUCGUGGGCAUCACCGACCCUACCGUGCAGACCGGUAUUGCAGCGGGUCUUUCGAUGUUCACGUGGUGCACGCAGAUCGCCGGCGUGUGGUCGAUGAAGUACAUCGGGCGCAAGAGAAUCAUCCUCGGGGUCUGGCCUACCCUCCUCCUUUCGCUCGUCGGCCUGUGCGUCGCGGGUGGCAUGUUCGACCGCUCAGGCUCGACGGACACCAAGAGUGGCGUCGCCACCGUCGUCCUCGUGUGGAUCUACCUCGGCGCAUACAACUACGCCAACCCCGUGCUGUGGAGCUACCCCGCCGAGGUGCAGACGUUCUCGAUGCGCUCCAAGGGCCUGCUGGUGUGGAACUGCUUCACCCAAGUUCAGGCCAUCUACUGCGUCUUCGUUGACUCGAUCGCCCUCAACUCGAUUGGCUACAAGUACUACGCCGUGUACAUGCCGCUGGUCAUCAUCCAGUGGUUCCUCGUCAAGUACUACAUGGUCGAGACGCGCGGCUACACGCUCGAGGAGGUCGCGCUGGCAUUUGACAACGCGAGCUUCUCGAGUCUGCCGAUCGCCGACCACGGUGGCGAGAUGGCCAAGAGCGACGAGCUGCAGCCCAACAAGGUGUGAUCUGCGGCGGCGCGGCGCAGGAGGCCGGCUGCUGACCUGCUGAGCUGCCCCACCCUCCUUUUCCUCACAACGUCGAUAGUUGGAAUGCAAACUGUGCAUAUGC
Messenger RNA from Cutaneotrichosporon oleaginosum, 2030 nucleotides. NCBI's taxonomy places the organism in Eukaryota, Fungi, Basidiomycota, Tremellomycetes, Trichosporonales, Trichosporonaceae. The record is from RefSeq and is a predicted model, not a curated record.